AUGUCUCGCCAGCGUCGUCCUGUUCAGGAGAAAGAUAGCCAAUCGACACUCUCUCCUGUACAAGAAGACCCUCCCGCAAUCAUCAAGAAGCUUGUUCAUUGGGAUGAUCUUCCACACUGGCAACGCGAUAACAAACAUAUCCAUAACGGAUACCGACCGGCCUCAGAAUCAUUUAUUGGGUCGUUUAAGUCACUGGGCUACAUCCACAAUGAAACAGUCAAUAUUUACACCCAUCUGUUGCCCGGCAUGCUAGCGGUACCUGCGGCGUAUCAGCUCUACCGGGCCCUGGCACCACGCUAUCACUCGGCGGCUGACUCGGACAUUCUAGCGUUUAGCUGCUUCUUUGCGGGAGCGGCAUUCUGUCUUGGAAUGUCUGCAACCUAUCACACCAUCUCCAAUCACUCACUAGCUGUGGCACGCAUUGGUAAUGCGCUCGAUUAUAUCGGCAUUGUGGGGCUUAUCGUGGGAAGUUUCAUCCCAAGUGUCUUCUAUGGAUUCUACUGCGUCCCCGAGUUACAGCACCGGUACUGGACCAUGAUUUGCACAAUCGGUCUUGGUUGUAUGGUCGUCUCGAUUCUCCCACAAUUCCGGACUCCCCGCUGGCGUCCGUUCCGUGCAGCCAUGUUUGUCGGGAUGGGCCUGUCGGCCGUUUUCCCGGUUUUCCAUGGGGUGAGCGAAUUCGGGUUCGAGCGCAUGCGUGGACAGAUCGGUCUCAGCUGGCUACUUCUUCAGGGCUUCUUGUACAUUUUGGGCGCGGGGAUCUACGCGGCGCGAGUGCCAGAGAGACUUUAUCCCGGCAAAUUCGAUAUCUGGGGCAGCUCGCAUCAAAUUUUCCAUGUACUGGUGGUAUGUGCGGCGGGGGCACAUCUGACGGGACUUUUGAAGGCGUUUGAUUAUCGGCACAGCGGGAGUGCCGAGAUUUGUCAGAUUCCACGCGGCUGA
Penicillium maclennaniae is the source of this 942-nucleotide messenger RNA. Its product is annotated as hemolysin III family protein. The transcript has a single exon. The record is from RefSeq and is a predicted model, not a curated record. The coding region runs from base 1 to 942 and encodes 313 amino acids. NCBI's taxonomy places the organism in Eukaryota, Fungi, Ascomycota, Eurotiomycetes, Eurotiales, Aspergillaceae. Gene Ontology annotation, molecular function: signaling receptor activity. Gene Ontology annotation, cellular component: membrane.